Priceomyces carsonii is the source of this 597-nucleotide messenger RNA. RefSeq names its product ubiquinone-binding protein. Gene Ontology annotation, cellular component: mitochondrion. Bases 1 to 597 code for a protein of 198 amino acids. The transcript has a single exon. The record is from RefSeq and is a predicted model, not a curated record. Gene Ontology annotation, biological process: cellular respiration; ubiquinone biosynthetic process. Lineage: Eukaryota; Fungi; Ascomycota; Pichiomycetes; Serinales; Debaryomycetaceae. Gene Ontology annotation, molecular function: ubiquinone binding.
AUGCUAGCGCUGAGUAUUUAUAAGAGCCAGGUUAGGUGUCACAAGUAUAUCUUUAAGAAAUCUUGUUGUAUAUCCUUUUCUAGGACAUUUUUGGGUUUUCCUUCUCCAUUUCAUAAUAAUGCUCCAAAUCUACAAUCAAAAAAGAUCAGUAAAAGAGUCAAUGCUAGUCCUAAAGAAAUGUUUGAUAUAGUCUCAGACGUAUCAAGAUAUCAUGAGUUUGUCCCUUUCGUUGAAAAAUCAAUUAUACAUUCUAGGGAUCCGAAAACAAAACAACCUACUGUUGCUGAACUACGUAUUGGUUGGAAGGAAUAUGAUGAGAGCUUUACUUGUAAAUUAAAUUGUAUUCCAAAUAAAAAGGUGGUUGCGGAAUCUUUGACUUUGGCUUUAUUCGAGCAGUUGCAGACUGUGUGGGAAUUUUCAGAGGUCAAGACAUUGAGUGGUGUAGCUUGUAAUGUUGACUUGGCUCUUAAUUUUAGUUUCAAGAACCCGAUUUAUACAGCAAUAAGCAGUCUCUUUUCAGACCAAGUGUCACAGAUAAUGAUAAAGGCAUUUGAAAAUAGAGUUAAAGAGUUGAAGUCUGGUAGGCAACUUUCAUAG